UUGAAUUAAAAAUGUUCAAGCGUGUCGUAGUGGAGUUGAGUGAGCCAAAAUACGUUCACUUCAGUCACGUUCAGUAUUUUCAAUUUUAUUUAGUAUCAGAAUCGACGCCCGGUGAACGAGAACGGCGGGAGUAGUUUUUACAGUUAAAUGAUACAACUUGUUCACCCAAAUUCACCGGCUAGUGAUUAUCUUAUCGCGAUAUAAAUUUAUCAUUAUUUUACGAAUUUCCACAUGACGAAUUCUUGCCAUUAAUAUCGAAAUAUAUGUGAUAAUAUCGGUAAUGACUUAAGCAACAUAAAUAAUCCAUUUGAAAAAAAAUAUUGUGAAAUUUUCAAAAGGGAAUACCCAACCAAACAGUGUUUUCAUUCAGUAUACGUAUAUUUAUAAAUAAAUUUGGAGUGUUAAAAUCACACGUGGCGGCAAAGUAUUGUCCUUUUUUAUUUUUAGUAGCUAACAUGGAUAUAAUGAACCUUUGCACACAUUGUAUUAUCGUAUAUUUUUUCGGAGUUGCUUGUAUUGAAGGACAGCAGGUGGAUUCCACAGACACAACACCGUAUAUCGUUAGCAAGGAAAACAUUAUAUUUCCCAAGAUUCCCAAAUGUUGUAUAUCAAAGACGCAGGUAUGGAUAAACAAUACAUGUGAAGAGACCAGUCAUAUAAUAGAAUACAAGAAUUAUUACUACGAGAGUAACGAAACUCAUAUAUAUGACAAACAAUUUGAAUUCGAACCAAUAUUUUAUGAGCAUCAACUGGAUUGCGAUGGCAAAUAUUACUUGACUAAUGACGAGGUGCUCGGAUUCAUAUAUAAUUCCUCAUUUAUAACAGAGUAUGAGUUUGACAUUAUUGGUCCUGAGGAUUACUGUAUUAACUCUAAAGAUGACAAACAAGUUUUCCUAAUGUGCGCUGACAAAGUCCCCAGCCAAAUAUCGAAAGGACAAGUUUAUUUUCCAUGUCUUAUUAUUUCUACAGCCUGUUACUUUUUCUCAGCAGGAAUCUAUAUAUUUCUACUAAAAGUAAAAGACGUGCAUAAAAAAUGUUUCGUGGGAUAUUCAAUUUCAAUGUGCGUUACCUUUUUCUGUUUGAUUUUGCUUCAGAAGGUCCAUACUGGUUGCAAUAUUAUUGGUUCCAUAUUUUACGUGUUCAUUUUAGCCUCAUUUGUAUGGUUGUGCUGUCUCUGUUUGGAUAUAGUUCAUGUAGUGAGAAACUUUGCAGAAGAUAAAGAUCCAGAAAGAAUAUAUCUAUAUAUUGCCGGAUCGAUUCUCUUUCCAUGUGUUGUUCUAGUUAUAUCCAUAAUUCCUACAGGCAUUCCAGAUGUACCGAUUUCAUUUAUGAAAGGAAGAGGAAUGUGUAUGUUCAAAGAUACAGCAACACGAAUAGCUAUUCUUUUUAUUCCCAUGGUACUUCUUCUUCUUGCUGCUGUAGCUUCUUUAGUGUAUUCUUUUUACCUCAUAAGAGUGACUGGCAAAGAAAACCGUGCUAAUAUUGCGUGGUUGGAGAAAAAAAGUCGUUUUAAGUAUAUGAUACGCUCAUGUUUUCUAAUUUGGGUGACGUCUACCAUUUGGGUACUUGAUGCAGCUCUUAAAAACAUGGACUUAGGAAACCCUUUAGUCUACGAAAUUAUUGAAGGAUCACAAGGUAUAUUCGUUGUAUCUAUUUUUGUAACGAAUCGAUACACGCGAAAAGACAUUUACAAGGCUCUGUGCAAAAAACAUGACGAAAAAUCAGAUAGAGAUAGGUUUAAUAGGUUAUUAGAGGUAUUUAAGGUUGAAGACAAAACUGUUGAAGGUUCUGAUGCAGAAGUGGCACCUGGCAGUCUUCCAAAUUAUGAACGAUGAUUAUAAUAAACAUUUUACUACCAAAUAAUAUAAUAUACUGUGAUAUCAAGAGUUUCAAAGUUUACGUACUGUAUUUUAUACUCUGAAAUGUUUUUAUGUACUGAUUGACAAAAAUACUGAUUUUAUUAGAAAUAGUACUAUACAUAUAAAAGGCGGUCAGAGCAACAGGGACCUAACCCCAAAAACAAAGUUUUGAGAUAAAUGCAAUCUUUGCAUUCGUAUUUCCAUUAGGUAUGCUUAUGGGAUGGCACUACAAAUUAUGUAACUAAAUUUAUCCAAAUAUAAAGGUAGGUAGUUUGUGUAGCCCUUGUUAAUCCGAAGAUUUAAUGUUGCUGUUUUAUUGAUAUAUUAAUCUAAAAAUGCUCAAUAUGGCUUAGGCCACUGUUGCUCUGAGCGCCUCAUAUACAGUUGAUCCGUUGGAUCUUUCCGCAAACAUAAUGACUCAAUUGCAAACAAGUUAAAUCAAAACAUUAAGUGAAACUUACGUCGACAGGCACUGUCAAUGUAAUUAUUAGGAAAUGGCUAUUAUCCUGUUAUAACAGAGCUGUAAAGAUCAUAAAACUGUGCUAAGUGGAUAAAAUUAUUUCUGUAAAUCUGUCUUUUACGUCUAAAUGAACAGAGAGUCAUUUUAAAAGAAAAUAAUCAACUUAUUAGGUGAGCCUAUGAAAUUGUUAUAAGGAGCUAUAAAAUUUGAUGUCAAUAUAAACAUUAAAAUUAUAUUAAAUUAUGAAAAUUGUGAUCUUACUAACAAAGAAUAAAGAACAAAAUUUGUGUUUUCUAGUGCUAUAUUUUAAUAAAGUACAGGGGGAAAACAAGGAAUGUCACAUUUAUACAUAUUGAGAACACCAAUAAAGGCAUAAUUCUUAUGAUAUCUAAAAACCACUCAGGAGAUUCUUACCAGAAUUCUAGCAAUUCUUAUUCCAUAAUCUUAAUAUAAUAUUAAUCUAUAUUAACCUACUAAUUUAAUAGUGCACAAAAAAAUGGCUAAUAUUCCUUAUUUUUGUUCAAUGGCUUGCGGACAAUCCUUGUUCUUCGCCUAGAUACAAAUUCUUAGAAAAUUUAUAUAGGCUUAUCUUUUUGGUUAUUAUCCUGAAUCGAUAGGCUAGUCGAUAGUACUCAGUUUUUGCUACCACAUGGCUAGAAAAGCCAAAAUUCAUGAAAAAGUGUCAUUCCUUGUUUUUCCCCUGUACUCUUUAUAUAAGACUAAACUACAACUGAUGGUAAUGCAAAUUACAUUUUAUAUUUUGUUUUUGACGUUUUGAUUUCCAGUCCUAAAAUCGCUUUCAAGAAAUAUCAAAGUAUCAAGUCAAAUAUUAUAAAAUCCAGUCAAAAACAAAACAUCCCAUGUAAACAUAUUGAAGAAAAUAAUUACACUUUUAUAAAAAAAGAUUUUUUUAUAAUACCAUAAUUUUUAUUAUUUAUAGGACACAAUUAUUUUUUAAAUCAAAAUUUCAAUUUUAAAAACAAAAUGGAUUUCCGAUGCUGGGUAUAGAACCCGAGACUUCUGGGUGAAAGCCAGGUACCCUAGCCACUAGACCAUUUUGAUUUAAUAUAUAUUAAGAGGCUACGGUAGCGAUCAACAGGUAGCAACAAACGCGUUUUAAGAUUGCGGCUCUAAUUUUGAAUAUUUUGCCAAGAUAUUUGGCACACAUAAUUCGUAAUGUAAUAAAGAUUGGCGGUACAGAGCCAAAUUUCAGAAAUAUGUUAGUACGUGGAAAUUACUCUAUAAUUAAAUAAAAUAUUGAAAAAAGGAGCCUGUGCCGCCAUUAAGAAGAAAAAAGAAUUGAAGGCACUCAUGGGAGUGCCGACAGAAGUGAAAACUUCUUAUAGUAUAUAAAUUACGAGCUCUAUGCUUUUUCUCCAUCCAAAAAGAUGUGAUAUACCUAUAUCAUAUGCGAUGGGUAUUCCCUAUGCUAUUUAUGUAUACAUACACAUAAUUUAUAUACGUAUAAAAUUUAUUUCAGCGAAGUGAUGACGGUCGCAAAUUCAAUACUUUUUCCUCGUCCAAGAAGUGCACAACGUCCCUAAUGAAAUUUUCAAUUUCAAAUAUUUAUUUCGUUGAAGCAAUGAUGGUCGCGAUGACGGUUGCUAAUUUAAUACUUUUUCCCAUCCAAAAAGUGCACAACGUCCCUAAAGAAGUUUUCACUUCAAAAAUGUAUUUCGUCGAAGCGAUGACGGUCCCUAAUUCAAUACUUUUUCCCCAUCCAAAAAGUGCACAACGUCCCUAAAGAAAUUUUCACUUCAAGAAUUUAUUUCGUCGAAGCGAUGACGGUCGCUAAUUUAAUAAGUUUUCCCCAUCCAAAAAGUGCACAACGUCCCUCAAGAAGUAUUUACUUCAAAAAUGUAUUUCAUCGAAGCGAUGAUGGUCGCUAAUUUAUUAAUUUUUUCAUCGAAAAAGUGCACAACGUCCCUAAAGAAGUUUCACUUCAAAUAUUUAUUUCGUCGAAGCGAUGACGGUCGCUAAUAUAUUACUUUUUCCCAGUCAAAAAGUGCACAACGUCUCUAAAGAAGUUUUCACUUCCAAAAUUUAUUUCGUCGAAGCGGUGACGGUCGCUAAUUUAAUAAUUUUUCCCCAUCCAAAAAGUGCACAGCGUCCCACAAGAAGUUUUUACUUCAACAAUUUAUUUCAUCAAAGCGAUGGCGGUCGCUAAUUUAAUACUUUUUUCCAUCCAAAAAUAGCACAACGUCCCUAAAGAAAUUUUCCUUCAAAAAUUUAUUUCGUCGAAGCGAUGACGGUCGCUAAUUUAAUACUAUUUCCCAUCCAAAAAGUGCACAACGACCCUCAAGCAGUUUUCACUUCAAAAAUUUAUUUCUUCGAAGCGAUGACGGUCGCUAGACGGUCGGCAAUUUAAUACUUUUUCCUAUCCAAAAUGUGCACAACGUCUCUAAAGAAGUUUUUACUUCAAUACAUAUACGUACAAAAUUUAUUUCGCCGAAGAGAUGACGGUCGCGAAAUAAAUCCUUUUUCCCUAUCCAAAAAUUGGUUUUACAUUUAUUUUAAAUUUAAAUACUUCUAUACAAUUUAUGUAUAGAUACACAUAAUAUAGAUACGUACAAAAUUUAUUUCGCCGAAGAGAUGACGGUCGCGAAAUAAAUCCUUUUUCUCCAUCCUAAAAUAGGUUUUACAUUUAUUUUAAGUUUAAAUAUGUACUUCUAUACAAUUUAUAUAUACAUACAAAUAAUAUAUAGCAUAAGCGAUGAUGGUCGCGAAUUCAAUGCUUUUUCCCCUAUUCAAAAAUCGCACAACGUCCCUAAAGAAGUUUUCACUUCAAAAAUAAACUUUUAUCAAAUAAACUUUUUUAUCCCAUGCCUAGAUUUUGUAUAAUCUUGGAACUACUAAAUUUUUUUAUUUCUAAUAAGAAAUCGAACAUAUUAUAACUAAAUAACUAAUUAGGCAACAUAGAGAAAUUUUCACUGUCAUUUUGACAAACCUGCGUCAGAUUUUCUCUAAUCUGUUCUGUCAUCUUUAUCGAUAUCUGUUCAGUGUAGUAGUGUGUUAAUUUAAGAAUUCGUUUUUGUUGUUUCAUAGGAAAGUAGUGUUUAUUGAUAGUUAAUUUAUUAUACCUAUACCUAUAUUUGUUGUAUAAGUUGUUGGUCUCUUUGAAAGAAUAGAUUGUUGUUAAUUGUGAAUUUUAGUUAUAUGUAGGUAGGUAAGUAUAUUUUACGUAAAAAUAUUUCGAAUUCUAAUGCGAGUAUAUAAAGUUUUCGGAGGAUUUUUUAUUCUAGAAAUAUUAUCAAUAGUUUAACAAAAUGGAAAAAGUAAAUCAAACGAAAAAUAAAGUGAAACCUUCCAAGAAACAGUCCAUUAAAAACCGUGCCAAAAUUAUGCGAAAAUCGAAAUUUGUUUCGCUGCACAACAAAAAAUGAUUAUUUAUUAUUGUUUUAGUAUUAGAUAUUUCAUGCAAAUACCUUUCUAAAUACCUAUCUUAACAUAAAAUUUUCGCCCAUUUUGGUUUAUUUUUAUAAAUAUCUGUUUAUUAAUAAUAAAAUCGUUUUCUACUACUUACAUUUAGCGCGACUAUGAUAUUGUCAAAAUAUGAAUCUUAGAUAAUGUCAAAGAUUAUCACUGUUGCCAAAGUUGAUGAUACUAUCUCCCGAAGUUAUAUUUUGUUGCUACCUGUUGAUCGCUACUGUUUACUCUUAAGAUAAAUAUUUAACUAUAAGAUUUAGCAAUAAUAUUAAAAAAUUUCACUUUUAUAAAAAAUUUCUUUUUAUGAUACCACAGUUUUGUUAUAAGUAUGUGGGACACAAUAUAAAAUUAUUAGCUAUAUUGUCGUUUCUAUCCAUAUGUCAUGUAAGAAUUUUAUAAUCGAUUUUAAACUCAUAUAAAUUAAAGAAAAUGUUUAAAAUUGUAAAAAAUAAUGAAACAUGUUCCGAAAGAAUAAUUGUUAUAUACGUUAAUAUAGCUAAUAUCAUAAAAAUAUUAACUUGCUAACUAAAGCAAACUAAAAAAUAAGGGAAUGGCGAAACCUAAGCGACUCCAUCUUUAAACAAAUAAAUAUUUAAAAAUAAAAUCUUUGAAUUUCUUAGUCGAAAA
Molecule: messenger RNA, 6372 nt
Organism: Diabrotica virgifera virgifera (western corn rootworm)
Lineage: Eukaryota; Metazoa; Arthropoda; Insecta; Coleoptera; Chrysomelidae
Product: G-protein coupled receptor Mth-like
Exons: 8
Coding region: 456-1835 (459 amino acids)
Source: RefSeq, a predicted model, not a curated record